AUGGCGGUGCCUCAGCGGACCCUCAACUGGCUCUACAGUGUAUUGACCAAGGAUCACUAUGACCCGCAGCAGACCUACCAAGACCCCAAUCGGACCUACCACGAUGUCGCCAACGCGCUCGCCCAGUACCCCUCGCUCUCCCCUCGAACAGACGUAUACACAUAUGAAACAGGCUUCUCGGCCCUCCUCCUGCACCUCGUGGGCACCUUGCCAGUGAGCUUCCGAGGGACAACAUACCGAUUCCCCAUUGCGCUAUGGAUUUCAAAUACAUACCCACGCGAACCACCCAUUGUCUAUGUGACUCCGACACAGGACAUGGCUGUGCGUGUUGGACAGCAUGUGACGCUGGAGGGGCAGGUGUUUCAUCACUAUCUGGCGCACUGGGCCGAAGCUUGGGAUAGAUCGAGCAUCGCCGAUCUGUUAUCUAUCCUUCAGGAUAUUUUUGCCAAGGAGCCACCUGUUCGAUACAGGCAACCACCACAGACCCAGCCAGUUCAGGCACAGACACAAACACCGCCGCCACUACCUCCUCUCCCACCCGGUGUCGGAAGCUCUGCUACACCUGUCCAGUCGCACCGGUCGCAGUCUACAAGCCAGGUACCUCCACCUCCUCCGCCAAAGCCAAACGCGGCAGGGGAGAUUCGACAGUCGCAACCAUCCCAAUUCGAUGAUCGAUAUCGAUCUCCCCCGCCGCCACCGAAAGAGCAAGACCCUCGUGUAGCAGCUCUUUCACAGACACCUGGUCUGGGAGCUCACCCGCAUCGGUACUAUCCGCCUGGCCAAAGUGGUCCUAUAUCAACCCCGCCGGGUCAGAGUGCGGCGCCACAUUAUAGAAACAGUGAAGUACCGUCGCAUGUCUCUGCUAAUGGGUCAGGCCAAUACCACCCUCAGGCAUAUCAACCGCGACCUCCAGUUCCCCAAUUACAAGGCCCUCAAGCACAAACACCAGCACAAUCCCAUACCCCAAACUACCAAGGACAAGGGUAUCCUCCCCAACCACCGCAACAAGCUGGACCGCCAUACCUUCAACACUCCCCUUACCCGUCAAAUUAUCCUCAUCCUGCACCUGCACCUGCGCCUGCAGCUCCAGCUCCAGCCCCCAAAGGUCCAACUCAAGACCUUCUCACUUCACCGUUUGAAGUGGAGCUUCCAUCAAUUGCACCCACGGGACCUGCACCCCCAAUUCCCCCAAAUCCAGAGAAGGAUGCAUUACUGCAUGCUGUAUCGCAGACCCUUGCAGACACUCUUCGCAACAAUGCCACGCAAUCCGAUACAGCCGCUCAGUCUCUCGUCUCACAGUCCCACUCUCUACAUGCUGCUAUGGCUACCCUGCAAGGCGAGGUUUCCAGCGUGAAUGCUCUGCACGCAACAUUACAGUCCAACACUACUGUUCUACAGCAGUCCAUCCAUCGUGCUGAUGCUACCAUUGCCGAUGCCCAGGCUCGCUCUACAUCUGUUCAGAAUUUUGCGUCUUCAUCUUCAACUGCUCCCAGUGAUACCCCCGCUGGUCUUCCUCCCAUUGAUGAUAUCCUGGUUGCGCCUACGGUCGUCGGGAAGCAAUUGUAUGAUCUGGUGGCCGAAGAGCAGGGUAUUCAGCAGGCCCUCUAUGCCCUGCAGGCUGCGCUGGUCCGGGGUGUCAUUGGGGUGGAUUCUUGGUCACGGCAUACGCGGAGUCUUGCUCGCGAGGCUUUGCUGAAACGGGCUUUGAUUCGUAAGAUUGGCCGGGGGAUGGGGUUGGAGGAGAGUGUUAUUUGA
Messenger RNA from Penicillium nucicola, 1755 nucleotides. RefSeq lists its product as uncharacterized. The transcript has 4 exons. Gene Ontology annotation, biological process: protein transport; endosome to lysosome transport; protein modification process. The record is from RefSeq and is a predicted model, not a curated record. Lineage: Eukaryota; Fungi; Ascomycota; Eurotiomycetes; Eurotiales; Aspergillaceae. Gene Ontology annotation, molecular function: ubiquitin binding. Gene Ontology annotation, cellular component: ESCRT I complex. Bases 1 to 1755 code for a protein of 584 amino acids.